GUGCACGAUCCUGAGGACGACGCACGUUUGCUGCUUGCGCAUUGCGCAGCCAGCAUUCCUCUGCUCGUCACCGCCAUCGGCCUUUGCGACCCAGGAGAUUCUGUAUCUUCCUUUCUUGCAAUUCCUUCUCACGGAAUUGUUUACUUUGGCCGGACUCUCGCCGCUACGCUUUUAGCGUCGCUGUCAGCAGCCGUCGGUGAGUUUCGUCCUUCGGCCCUUUGCCGGACCCGUCGUCGCAGCCGUCAUCACCAACGCCGUUCCAGCCGCCACCGUCGCCAGUGCAAAGGAGAUCUCUCCAUCCGGUUUGUUGGCCAUCGAAGCAGCGCCACCAGUUUCGUAUAUUUCCACGCAACACGGAUCGGUGGCAGCGGCGUGCUGAUGCAGGCUUCACAACCGGAGGGCCUCCAGUUCAAUUCCAGGCAGCGGAUUCUUCGCUGCCAUGUGACAGCGGCUACGGUGUUGACGGUAAUGUCGCCGCAAUUCCCAGUGGCAGUCGGCGAUAACGUCGCAGACAGGGACAGAAGGGCACUGUCCUGCCACUUACGCUUGUCACAAAUCCAUUUUCUAUUAUUUGGCAGGCUGGUGAGCCUCUGUUCGCCCUCUGUUGGCUUGGCUCGCCGAGCAGCCUUAUCGUUGGAGCUGUCUCCAUCGCGCUCCGUCGUGAGCCUCGACGAUCUGCUGAGCGCUCAGACACAUCGGAACAUUGGCCAACUUUUAUACUGACGCUGAGAGAGUGGACGCACUUCGGGAUUGCUGACCUCUGUUGCCACAGUGCACCGGAUGAGUGUCUUCCUUUUCUCUGGCCAGACUCUUCGCACUCCAAAUAUGUGCGCAUAUAAUUUCUGGGGUUCCGGGACGCUAUUGUUCCUGUGGAUCGUUGGGCGCGUUUGUUACAGACAUCUCUGAGAGAGAAACCGUCCUGUGGCCAACUAUGGAUCUUCUCCUGCGGGAGUUGCGCUUAUCGCGCCUUAUUUUUGCUCCCAGCGCUCACAUGGCCCAUCCUGCUGGCGACGCCUAUUUUCCAUCACGUGAUGCCAGGAACGCAAUGUUUCUGCGCUUUUUAGGGGCUUUAGGUGCGCUCGCGGUGUUGCUUCUCGGCUUCUUUACACCCCUUGCACUUUCUCUAGCAGUCCGUGCAGUUGUUACGGGUACCUUUGCGGGACAGACUAGCUAUAUUAAAAGACCUUCUCCAGGUCUUGCGACUGGUCGCCAUCUUCAGUCGCAAUUGGCAACGUCAGCCAGGAACGCAAAAGUUUUUGGUUCCUGCGCCUGCGGCAUACUAUAUGCUCGCUGCUUACCCGUUUUACAGCUCAGUUUUUGGAGCUCCCUUCAGGUUCUCUAGAUGAGUAUCCUUCCGAAUGCACCUUUGAACUUUGGGGCGGUCUUCGUGCGGGUGUGCGUACGCACAUGUUACGUACAUACACACACACUCGCACACGACUAGCGGUAGUAACCCUGUAGUGGUAGUAACGCUGUAGUGGUGGUAACGCUAUUUGACUCUCCAUCGUUUCCUGGAGUACUGUUAAGCGGCCUGUAACGCUUUAUCGCGUUUGGUUGAGAUUCCUUUGAGGGCCUUUCAUUAUACUGCGCCCCUCUUUUUCUUUUCUCCCACUUCUCGUUUUGCGACACAGCGAGUGCUACUCGGAGGAUCGGUUCACUUUUAGUUUUUAGUGUUUUACGCAUUUUGGUUGUCCUUCAUAGACGAUUCUAUCGCCGUGGUUGAAUCUUGCAGUAGAUUCCGAUCUUGAAGACUUCCGACUAGUAGCAGCGCCUCGUCAUACGGCCGGCCGAUUCAGGCCCCGGCAUUGGCAUUGGACCCGUUCAUCCCCUCUCCGGAGGGCUUAAUCCUCGGCGAUUUUUCCUUGUUGCCACGAAGACUAUGACGUCUGCGGACGACGGCAGCGGGAGCUGGUGACUCUUCGGAAACCCUCGAAAGCCUGUUCAUCGUGUCUCCUUGUGAUACUAGAGACCAACGUCGGUCGUCGCUUUCCUGCAGAUCUCCCAACGAUCGUUGCGGCCUCGCCUCUGAGGAUGUCGCAGUCCGGCACAAUUCCAGUACUCCGGUUCGGUUCGUACGGACAUACAAUCCAUAAAUCGGGUUCGUCAUGUCUGUUUCCUGUGUUCGGGCUCCAUUGUGGCCCUGCCUUUGGCUAUCUCUUUUUCUCAUCUCUUCUCAGGAUUAUUAUCUGGUUUGGACUGCAGAUCGGUAUUUUUUCAGAGACGGCCUGCGGAGUUGCUUGCCUUUGGCAUUUAUUGUCGGCACCCUUGACUACUCUCCGCUCUUUAUCCCUUUUCUGAAUCAGCUCGAACAACUUUCCCUUGCGCCUUGUUCGUGGCGAUACUUUUGCCAGCGUCCGUAGACGCCUCUUUUUUCUAUCUGCUCUCCUCAAGGUUUCGAAUUUCCUGCUCACGGUAGUGGCAGUGCCCAUGUUGCCUUGGCUACGAUGACCACGUCUCAUUCACCCUUCCAAUGGACUCUCCGAGUGGUCUCAUGUUUACCUAUAUGGCUUUGCCACCGAGUUCCUUUCUCUCGGGACGUUUUUCCCCUUCCUGCCCUCUGGGCAGGUCAGCGGGUUCCGACCCCCUGGGAGUCUCACUCCAUUUCCUUAAUUCUCAUGAUGUCGUCAUCUCUCUGCAUGACAAGAGGAUCAUUUUUACCGUUUUCCUCGGUUUGCGGUUUAUUGUUCCACCCGCAAUAUCUUUUUUCGUUUUUUCAUCUUAGCGUCAGGUUGUCGUUCAACCCUUUCCUUAUCUUCGCGUUGAAGAUCACGCGUAUCUUUUCCUUUUUCCUUCUCUGCAGUACUGCUGCCUUCGGACUCUUUCACUCGCCGUUAAUUCCGCAACCGAGAAGGUUAGACAUAUCUAAUGUGCUUCAUUUUUUGAUUGUAUAUUCAGCUCUAGGUUCUACGUCUUUUUACAGGACUUAGCUUAUAUCUCCUCAUAGCUCGUAUACGCGGCUACAUUGCCGGAUCUAUCCAGGAUUACCUGCCCAGUCAACAUCACCAUAUGUUUGGCGCUACUUUUCGGCAGACGGUGGUCCUUUGGAGCUAUAGCAACAAGGUCGCACGAGUGAGUUCUGAGUCUUUGCUACUCAGCCCAGGAGUUGUUUGGUAUCCUCUUUCUUUUUUCACAAGGUGCGAUUUUGUCAUUCCAUUUUCCGCUGGCACAUGUGUGCAUAGCACCUGCAUGGCGGCAUUGCUCUUUUAUUCUUUUCUUGCCGCCAACCUUUAUUUUUCUCCGGUUCCUAUUUUGGUUCCCUACUUUGGGCGUCCUGUUCUGCGGCAAAUCGCUGCUUUAAACAGCUACAUAGUUAUUCCAUCCAGACGAGACCUAAGGAACAUAAUUGUAUGAUUGAACGAACUUACUAAGUGAAAUUCGAUCCUAAUUAUGUCCUUGGUCUCGUCCGGAUGGACCUCCCUUCCUUUUUUAUUUCGCCCUCCCAGUUUUUCGCGAUUUGCCUAAUUGAAUUUUCUUUCAACUUAUGAGUACACGAGGUGCGCGGCGCGCGCAGCAGCGCCAGACGCGCCGCGGCAACGCGGGACGCGCGAGGUGAUGAACCGCUUUUUAUUUUGGCGGUUCUUUGAACACUGUUGUCGAGGUGCGUGCAGGAGCACGACUACAUAGUUAUUCCAUCCGGACGAGACCAAGGACAUAAUUAGGAUCGAACUUCACUUGGUAAGUUCGUUCAAUCAUACAAUUCUUCAUAACUCUAUAAUAAACAAGCGAUAGCUAAAACUUUUUGCAAUUUAGUCAGAGCCAUAUUCUUGAGAAUAUGUAUCAAGAUCAUUGAAAUCGGUGAAGUCGCCUCUGAUCUGAACUUUACCAUCAAAUAUAAUAUUAUUUCCUUAUCUUUCAUAUAUAAAUUAUAAUUCUAUUUAUAAAUUCGAUCGCAACACAAAAUUAUUAUCUAUUACAAUUGACUUCUUUAUCUAAAUACUCUUAACGACCAACUAAUAUUGAAAAAGAUAUUGAGAAAUGAAAUAUAUGUACUAUCAAAUGGGAUGGAAAGUAAAUCAUCCACUAAUUAUUUUUUAUAUUUGUUUCUAUCUUAAAAGUUUCACUCACUCGUGUUUCGAAUCUAAAAAAUUAACACACAUUUACAUAUUAUAUACAUUUUUUAUGCACUCGGUACGUUGUUCAAUAUACAAGAUACAAUAUACUAUUGACCUUCAGAUAAGGAAACCGAAACUUCUUUAAUUAUUAAACAUAUUCAUGAACAAUUUCUAUUUAUUAUUAAUUAAAUUAUACUAAACUAUAUUAAUUAAAUUGUAAUUGUAUUAAAUUGUACCGUUAGAAGUUAUAACGUCAGUGAUUGCAAAUGAAGGUAAGGGUUUAUUCCGCGCUUGGUAAACUUGAAUUUGAACGAGUCUAUAUGGUAUUAUAAUAUUUAUCUCAAAGAUAGUUAUCACGAUUUGUGCGUCAACUCUUGCGUCUCGACGAGUAGUCGUAAGUAUAAUACACCUGUAGCGCCAUGCAGAAAGUCAGUCGUAAGUAGACUUCAGAAAACUCAUCAUGGAUAAAAACAUGGAGAAAGAGAAAGUUAAGAAAACAAUGUGGCCUCAAUGGGUCGCUGGUAUCGGAGUUAAUCUUUUAUUGCUGCAACUGGGAAUGAUGGUUAGUUGGAGUUCACCGUACGUCGCUUCUCUAACUUCGGAUGAAGGCCGCUUUCAUAUAACAAUGCACGAAGCCUCGUGGAUAAUUUCGCUGUUGAAUUUGGGUAGUCUAGUUGGCGCUAUUACCGGUUCUAUCACUGUCAACUAUUUCGGUACCAAAACAACCAUUCUCAUCACCAGUAUGCUGUUGGCCUUCUGCUGGCUCUUUACGAUCUUGGCUAAUCGAGCGGAAUGGUUGUAUGCGGCUAGGUUUCUGGGUGGCAUCAGCCUCGGAAAGAUGUACAGCAGCUUUUCGCUUUACUUAGGCGAGAUCGCAGAUCCAAAAAUUCGUGGGGCUUUGGUCUUUCUAGCUAUGAGUGGAGUACCGAUAGGCAAUUUAAUAAUGUGCAUCAUGGGCACGUAUUUAAAAAUGGAAAUUUCCAGUGGUAUAAGCCUCAUACUCUGUGUCAUACUAAUGGUUAUUUUCAUCUGGCUGCCGGAAUCGCCGCAUCAUCUCGUUAAGAUCAAGUCGGAUGAGAAAGCGCAAGCGUCGAUACUCUGGUAUCAUCGUGACUGCGAUGUGGAUUCGGAACUACAGUCUCUGAAGAAGUUCAUCGAGAUAAACAACAGCCUACCCUUCAUGGACGUCCUAAAGGAAUUCAAAUUUCCGCAUAAUUGGAAAGCGUUACUUCUCGUGGUGACGCUUCUUAUGUACAGUCAAAUGUGCGGCCUGAACAACGUGAUAUCUUACAUGGAAACCAUCCUGCGAAGCUGUAGAGUGACCGUUAUAAAGCCGGCAGUAGUCGUAAUUAUUGUCACUGCCUGCGGAAUCGUCAGCUCUCUAUUCUCCAUGUUGCUGAUCGACAAGUGCGGUAGGCGGGUACUGAUGCUCACUUCCACCUCUUCCGUCAUCGUCUCAACAGUUUGCCUAGGUACGGAAUUUCAACUACUCGACUUAGGCUAUGACCCUGACAAACUCCAGCCACUUCCGAUUUUCGCGAUGAUACUCUUUCAAGUAUCCGUUUUUAUCGGCAUCUUAUCGAUACCCACGACUAUACUUGGUGAAGUCUUUCAACCUUACAUAAAGUGCGUAGCCAGUUGUUUCGCUAGCAUCGCAGCCGGAAUUUUCUCCUUCAUCUCUGUAGCGACUUAUCAGCCUCUGGUCAAUUUAAUCACGGAAAAGUACGUGUUCUACACCUAUUCCCUGUUGCUGUUAACCGCCAUACCGUAUACGCUUCUGUGCAUGCCCGAGACCAAGGGCAAGACAUUGCAGAAAAUUCAGGAAGAGUUGACGAAGAAGAGUUGAAUCUGUUUGAAUGUAUUUAUCGGACUGCUAAACCCAACGGUAUGCAUAGAAAACUUGUGAUGCGAUUAUUCAUUCUCUCAUGUUCGUCGCGUAAAUUACGUACAACGUCGAUGUCGGUGCCAACCAACGCUGCCGCGACUACUGAUCUGACAAAUCUGAUUGCUUGUAAUAUUUUUAUUAGCUAACAAAGUGAAAUUACCACACAAUAAAGAUUAGCUAUGAAGUGAUA
This is a messenger RNA of Ooceraea biroi (clonal raider ant), 6127 nucleotides long. RefSeq names its product facilitated trehalose transporter Tret1. Gene Ontology annotation, biological process: transmembrane transport. Lineage: Eukaryota; Metazoa; Arthropoda; Insecta; Hymenoptera; Formicidae. The record is from RefSeq and is a predicted model, not a curated record. Gene Ontology annotation, molecular function: transmembrane transporter activity. Gene Ontology annotation, cellular component: membrane.